AUGGAAAAUAUAAAUCAAACAAUUGAUCAACAACUUAAUUAUUUAAUAAUUUAUUCAAAUUAUUUAUCAAAUCAAACAAAAAUACCAUCAAUACAACCUAUUUAUGAUAAAAGAGAAUCAUUAAAUAAUAGAAUAAAUAUUGGUUCAAUUAAUUUAUCAUCACUAUGUCAAAUAACAUGUUCAAAUCCAAAUUCAAGAUCACCUUAUAUAUUAAUACAAUCAAAUAAUAAUCUUCAAACAACAACAACAACAACAAUAACAUCAUCAUCAUCAUCACGUCAUUUACGUUCACCACCAUGGUCAUAUAGAUAUUUACCUAAUCAACAACGUUCUACAUUAACAUAA
Molecule: messenger RNA, 345 nt
Organism: Rotaria sp. Silwood1
Lineage: Eukaryota; Metazoa; Rotifera; Eurotatoria; Philodinida; Philodinidae
Source: the annotation of a GenBank genome assembly